AUGGUCUUCAAUCAUCAGAAUGAAUUUCAUUGCAAGCUCGGCACAUCCGCACAUUUGGUUGACACCAAAAGAAGUCAGAGUUUGNUCUACCUGGUGCUCGAUGUCACUAAUGUCGGAGCGAUAUGCCUUCCAACAAGCGAAGAUGUGCCACUCAGUGUCGCAAACGCGUUUAUCAAGCAAGCACACUGUGCAACAGCUGCCGAUAUUUGCGACACAUUCAAAGUCUAUGUCCCUUCAAAUGCUAUCAACCAGGAGCGUCUUCCAGACCUCUGCAAGGCAUUGGAUCAGGGUAUCAUCAGAUUUUCCGACCGCCAUCUCCAAACUCUGUACAACGGCACCGGCAGGAAGGUCAUCACGUGCAUCGAUGACCUAUGGACCCAGAACCGACCUGAAGGUCCACCUCCAUACGACCCAUCGACGGCGCCUGGGGCUACCAACAGCGAACCGAUAGGUCAAUCAGAUCUAGGAUCCUCAAGUAACUCCAAAGCUCGCGGAAAGCGACGCACAGCAUCUCCCUUACCAAGUCAAACCCCGCUCAAGCGACAGUUGUUGACUGAAAAAGUUGCACCAGAGCCCUGGGAACUGGCGUUUGCAGCUCUGAGCGCAGAGUUUGCAAAUUUACGUGAACAACUAAAGCAGCUCCAGCGGACCCCUGGAGUCGAUGCUGAGACACAAACCGAUCCGGUCGUUGAGCAUGCACUUGAGUCUUUUUCAGUGCCUGACCCAUAUUGUUCAUCACCAAGCCAGGCUAGCACGGUUGAAAACACUAUCGAGGACCGUCUCUUGAUGGUGCAAGACAGCGUUGCUGAUGAACAAAAGCAGCUGGCAUCGCUGGCUGAGAAGGUUGAUCACAAAGAUAAGCAGAUACGACAGGAGCUUGAAAGCGAAUGCUUUGGGUUGCAGUCUGCGGUCGAGAACCUCGAGUCUCGAGUCGAUGACCUGGAAAGUGGUCUUCAAGACGAUCUUCGACAAGAGUUCAAAGAAGACAUUGAUGCAAAAGCAUUGGAUUUACAAGUCAAGCUGGAAGAGUUCAUUGAGCAUCGACUAGAAGACGUCGAAGAGGUCGUCAAGAACGAUGUGAGGAUGGCGUUCGAGAACGCAUCUUCAGUAUGCUGCCGGACCAAGCGUAUCCUGCAUCUCUUUGUCUCGCAUGAACAAGAAAAAUUGUCGGAAGAUACAAACGCGUUCUUCUUCACUUCUCCGUACUUCCGUCGACCUCUCGAAUUCACCAACACGGAUCCUCCGACCUCAUUUUCUUCCCUUCCGCCCGAACUAGUCACCAAGAUCUGCCGUGACUCUGGCCUUCGCAAGAAAGAUCUCAUCGCGCUCCGGCUUACUAGCAAAUCUCAAGGCAUCCAUCUCUCUGCCUCAAAGGAGUUCGCCAAGCGUUACUUCAAGGAAGUCAAGCUUGUCUACACACGUUAUAGUAUGCAAGCUUUCGCGGAGAUUUGCAAGCACCCUGUCUAUGGUCCUUCAGUCCGAAAAGUCCGGCUCUCUUGUACUCGUUUCGAGCCGAAUCGUUUUGAGGAAGAAAGCAAGGGCCAAUUCGACCAUAUUGAGGUUGACGAUCCCCAAGGACGCCAUGAGUACCUGGAAAACAUACGACUACUCGUCAACCGUUGCGAUGAAGAAGAAAAUCUCAGAAAAUCUGGAGACGCCGAGGACUUUCUUGCUGUAGCUUUUACCGCACUUUNNUCUCGAUGGCACCAUCCUCUGGAAAUCGCUGUGUCAUCGCAGGAGUCUGGUGCAUUGGGCCAAAGUCGAACUUACAGUCCGGAAAACCUGGGCGAACACGUACAUUGGGAGUGUGAUAUACUUGGGACGGUCAGCCUGCUUUAUCGUGCCGCCAUGCGUGGGACAUGUGCUGUGCAAGCGCUUGACAUCUCAUGUGCUGUCUGGGAUAAUUUGGCUGAUAACUCAUCUGACACCCUGAGCUCGUUAGCCCAACUCUCCGAGCUCAAGCUGGAAAUCUGGCCUCUAAGGGAUGUAAACAUUCUACUGGUUACAGGCCUUGAAAACGUGGCGAGCAAGCUGCUGGAGAAUGCAAUUCAUUUGACAACCUUGGAAGUCGAAUCCGCUUCUUUUGAUAGCAAUCCUAGAUAUCUUCGCAAAGUCUUCACAAUCAUGUCGAGGAGGAGGCUUGAAAAGCUCACGCUAACCUGGAUUAAUUUUGAUCGAUUCAAACCUUUCGACAAGCGAAUUGAGUCUUUGCGUCAUCUGGAAUUGAUUGGUUGCACGGCUGAGGAAGGCCUGAAGAACAUUUUGCUUUCUAUAAAGAAGAACUGCCCUCGACUUGAAUAUCUCCGAUUUUCUACAGCGCCUUGGAUGAAUGUAGAGAUUGUAUUUCAGGGCGUUCAAGGAGUCAAGGAUGGCAUCGACAAGCUGAUACAGUCAAAGCUACAGGGUCACGCUAACCUUGGAUGGGUAGCGCUUUGGAGUGGCGAUGAGGACUGA
This is a messenger RNA of Aureobasidium musti, 2454 nucleotides long. Lineage: Eukaryota; Fungi; Ascomycota; Dothideomycetes; Dothideales; Saccotheciaceae. The record is from the annotation of a GenBank genome assembly.